UUGGUGAAGUAAUAUUGAGUGCGUACGCAUAUAUAAUUUAUUUAUAGGCUUCUAAUUAUUUAUAUUAUUCUGUUUGCUGUGGAGUUUAUGGGUCGUCGCUUGCUCUAGUUUAUUAGAACCACAUGAACUCUAUCGAACCCGAGUGCCCCGGUGUUGAUAACGAGUUCGACUUUGUUUAAUGGCAUCAAUACACUUGUUGUGGGAACGUUCGCAAUUCUGACAUCUUGUAUUUCCUUUCUUUUAAUGUAACUGGAGCAUUAAAUAUAGGUUCCUAUGCACUGCCGCUAAGUAAACGCCGUUGACUUUGCGCGUUUCGAUGAUCCUCCCCGUUUACAGCAGCUAGCUAACGGUAGUUCCGAGCUAACCCGUUUUCAUCUUUAGCUAACUGAGCUAACUCUGUUUUUAUUCUCAACCUUGAUACUAUUGCUUUUCGGAGGCCGUCACGAUGGAAGACGAUGCGUUCACUGACAUCAGUGGCAAAUCCAUAUCUUUGAACUGUCAGACCCACUCAAGCCUCUGCAGGGAGUUCAUAGUCAGCUCCCCCAAAGUGUCCAUCGGCAAAGUGAUGGUGUUCACCUGCUCCGUUUGGCUCCUGGCAUACGCUGUGUUCUUCUUCACAGAGAACACCGCUGUUCUGUCCAGUGCUAUAAUCAUCACCCUGGUCGGUAUGAUGCUGCACAUCCACUUUGUGAAGGUGGACCAUGAGUCCUUACUCGUCAUUGGAUCUUUAGGCAUCCAGGUGUCCUCCAGCUACGCCUCAGGCCGCGAAACGACCACUUUCAUUGAGAUCAGCAAGAUCAAGGAUAUUGUUAUUAAUGAAGCAAUAUAUAUGCAACAAAUCAUCUACUACCUUUGUGUACUGUUGAAGGACCCCUCAGAACCCAAUGCAGUGUCCAGUGUUGUGCCGUUGUUUCAGAGUUCAAAGCCCAGGCUCAAUUGCUUGGUGAAGGUUUACAAAAGCUGUCAGGAGAUUCUUUCGAAGUGCUGAUGACGCACAAGCAUUUCUGGUUGUACAGCAUGCCUUUAAUAUUUUUUUUUCUUUAGUCUUAGUUUUGUUUUUAGUGAAUAAAAGUAGAACACCAUUGGUUUUGUGUAUCUUUAAUUUAGUUAAAUUUAAUUUAAUUUAAUAUAAUUAAAUGUUCAGUGUAUUUUAUAGUCAUAUACUGAUUUGAUUUUGUUAAUGCUUGUGUAGUUAAGAACCAAUUAUUUUCCCUGUAUUAAUUUAUUAUGCCAAUUUCUGUAUUGUACACAAUUUUCAUAUACAAGUAUUUUCACACUCUUCCAAUUAAAAUGUAUGAUGAACUGAAUCAUUAGCUGAACAGCUCAUCAUUUGAAAAGGGGCAUGGAACCAAUCUGUGUGACAAGUGGGGUUCUGGUCAGGGUUUGAGGAGCUUUACUUUACUUCCCCAGUAGGGGGCAGUAGUAGGCUAAACUCAUGUACAGCAGGCAGAAGAAAACCAAAUUAAACUCUUCUUAUUGUGUAUUUAGAUGAUACAAGAGCUGAUCAGCCAUUUCACUUUAGUCUUUGUCCACUGUUAAAUAGGAAACAUUCAGAAUUGAGCUUUUUAAGACACUAUGAAUGAUUUUUAUAGUGUAAUUAUAUUAUGUCAGAUGUGUUGUAUAUAUUUUUAAAAUAUUAACGCCUUCUUCCUCAAAUAUGUUUUCACUUCCUCAUAACUACACCUUCACCCUAAAGACAGUUGUCCAUGGAGAUAUUGCAAGACCUGUUAAGAGAACUAUUACUUGAGAUAAACUCAGAUCAAAUGACAGUGAGGAGGAUCAGUUUCACAAUACACAGAAAUGCAAAUGUUGACCUUUAGGAAUAAUGAAAAGUCAGGAAUUGUUAGCAAACUAUUGAAAUUGUGAUGCUGGAUAAAUAUCUUCUAGAUUUAAUUUCAUAUAGAUCAGUGUUUAAUUAAUGUCCAUAUAUAUAUAUAUAUAUAUAUAUAUAUAUAUAUAUAUAUAUAUAUAUAUAUAUGUAUAUAUAAAAUGUGUCAAUAUGAUUAAAAAGACAGACAAUAAGAGCUUAGCAGAAGUAAUUCAAGUGUAUGUGUAAACAGCAGUACUGUAUGUGCAGGCAAAUGAAAAAACAAAAGUGAGAGUAUGUGUUCAGUAUUUUCCACCAAGAUGAUAAAGUUCUUCAGAACA
Solea senegalensis (Senegalese sole) is the source of this 2148-nucleotide messenger RNA. RefSeq names its product phosphatidylinositol glycan anchor biosynthesis, class H (gene pigh). Gene Ontology annotation, biological process: GPI anchor biosynthetic process. The transcript is spliced from 4 exons. Gene Ontology annotation, cellular component: glycosylphosphatidylinositol-N-acetylglucosaminyltransferase (GPI-GnT) complex. NCBI's taxonomy places the organism in Eukaryota, Metazoa, Chordata, Actinopteri, Pleuronectiformes, Soleidae. The record is from RefSeq and is a predicted model, not a curated record. Bases 446 to 988 code for a protein of 180 amino acids.